This is a messenger RNA of Etheostoma cragini (Arkansas darter), 4015 nucleotides long. RefSeq names its product zyg-11 related, cell cycle regulator (gene zer1). NCBI's taxonomy places the organism in Eukaryota, Metazoa, Chordata, Actinopteri, Perciformes, Percidae. Bases 228 to 2582 code for a protein of 784 amino acids. The record is from RefSeq and is a predicted model, not a curated record. Gene Ontology annotation, molecular function: protein binding. The transcript is spliced from 16 exons. Gene Ontology annotation, cellular component: Cul2-RING ubiquitin ligase complex.
GGAAAGGGAAGAGCAGGAGGAAGAGAUGGGAAAAAGGAGGAGGAGACGAAUUAGGAGGAGGAGCGAGGAGUCUGUUUGUUGACAUCGGACGAAAACGAAAAUCAGAUGAGUGAAGACCGAUGAUAAUAACUCAAUUUCUCGCCGUCAUCAAGACAUAUAGCCUUGGCGAAAGCUAAGGUCCCUGCACUGCCCUGUCUUUGAUCUGAGGCAGAGAACAAGAGGCUAACAUGGCAGCCAAAGCAGGAGACAACCCUGACAGCCUAAUGACUCUGGCAACAGUCUUCUGUCUGAGGAACCUUAGAAAAACCAUGUGCUACCAGGAAUCCAGGAACAAACUUUGUCUGCGCUCGGACAUCUUCCUUCCCAGUGAAAUCUGCGACAAGCUGGUCAACACAUACAUGGAGUUGGUCCACACAGACAGUAACUUUGAACCAGAGGAGAGCUUCUUCCAAUUAUUCUCAGACCCUCGAAGCACCAGACUGACCAGGGUACAGCUGAGAGAAGAUUUUGUGCGUGACAGAGAUCUGGAGGCCAUUAAAAAACAGGACCUGAUUGAGCUCCACCUCACCUACUGCAACAGUUUGUCAUCCCGCAGCUUGAAAACACUGACCUGCUUCCGUGAGACCUUGGUGUCUCUUUGUCUUUUUGGCUGCAGCCACAUCUUCUACAAGAAAGGCGGAGCCCCACUGGCCUGCAACGAAGACACCGAGGACGAGGAGGAGGAGAGCCCUGCUUCUAGGCAAGCAUUAGAGACGGACUUUAACUUCCAGGGGUUCAACCGCCUCAGGUUGCUCAACUUAGGUGGACUGCCUGACGAGGUGGAUGUGGAGACACUGCUCAAACCCCUAAAGUCACUCACCUCACUAGAUUUGUCAAAUGUACAAUUGCUGGGAACAGCUUUUCUCACCCAGUGGAAAGACAGACUAGCAUCACUUGUUCUCUACAAUGUGGAUCUGUCGGAGGAGUUGGUCACUACAGUGGUGGAGAUAAUUAAUCUAAGGCAUCUUGACAUCUCGCGGGAGAGCAGGCGAACCGCUAAGUUUAAGAUGACCAGGAAAAUCCUGACAGCCAUCGUACAGCGUCUGGUCAACCUGGUGUCACUAGACAUUUCAGGUCACAUUAUGCUAGACAACGGCACGGUUCCACACUUUGAAGAAGCUAUGGGUCGGCCAAGCAUUGAGCCGUGCAAGAGCAGCAUCUUUCCUUUCCAAGAGCUGAAGAGGCCCCUGCAGUUUCUGGGCUUGUAUGACACCACCCUCUGUAAUGUGACACACAUCCCUGCUUAUAAGGUGACUGGGUCAAAGAACGAAGAGCAGGUCCUGAAUGCCAUUGAGGCUUACACAGAGUUCCGCCCCGAGCUGGCCCACCGAGCCAUCAAUCAGCUGUUUGACAUCGCCAGGAUUCAACACUGCAGUCAACUGCUCCGGGCUUUGCAACUUGUCAUAGCAGCAUUGAAGUGCCAUAAAUAUGAUAAGAGCAUCCAGGUCACAGGCAGCGCUGCUCUGUUCUACUUGACCAACACAGAGUACCGCAGUGACCAGAGUGUGCGGUUGCGCAGAGAGGUCAUUCAAGUGGUACUAAAUGGAAUGGAGCAGUACCAGGAGGUCACCGUCCAGAGGAACUGCUGCUUGACUCUGUGUAACUUCAGUAUUCCAGAGGAGCUGGAGUUCCAGUACAGUCGCGUCAACCAGCUGCUGCUGAAAAUCCUGGAGCCAGCUAGGCAGGAUGAGUCCAUCCAGAGAAUUGCUGUGCACCUGUGCAAUGCUUUGGUCUGUCAGGUGGACAACCACCACAAGGAAGCUGUGGGAAAGAUGGGAUUCGUCAAGACAAUGCUGAAUUUAAUUCAGAAGAAGCUUCAGGAAAGAAUGUGUGACCAGGUGAUGGAGUUUUCCUGGAGUGCUCUGUGGAACAUCACAGAUGAGACGCCUGACAACUGUCAGAUGUUCCUCAACUGUCGGGGGAUGAGUCUCUUUCUGGAUUGUCUACAAGAGUUUCCAGACAAGCAGGAGCUUCACCGCAACAUGUUGGGCCUUUUGGGAAAUGUUGCUGAGGUCAAAGCACUGAGGCCACAGCUGCUGACCCCACAGUUCAUCACUGUAUUUAGUAACCUGCUUGACAGCAAGGCAGAUGGGAUCGAGGUAUCGUACAAUGCAUGCGGCGUGCUUUCCCACAUCAUGUUUGAUGGGCCGGAGGUUUGGUCAAUGGAAGUGCCGCUAAGAGACACAGUGAUGGACAAGAUGUGGAAUGCCAUCCAGAGUUGGGAUGUCAGCUCACGCCGCAACAUCAACUACAGGUCAUUCGAGCCCAUCCUGCGACUGCUCCCCCAGAGCAUCUCCCCUGUCAGUCAGCACUGGGCCACAUGGGCUCUCUACAACCUGGUGUCAGUUUACCCAAGCAAGUAUUGUCCCCUGCUGAUAAAGGAAGGAGGAGUAAGUCUUCUAGAGAAAGUUUUGGAACUGGAAAGCUCAAAGCCAGAAACCAAGGACAUGGCCAGCAAAGUUAUGGAGCAGUGUGAAACCUUCAAAGAAGACCCCAUGGAAACAAAUAAUGGACAGGAGGUUAACUACGGACAAAGAGGUUGACACCACAGGAGCCAUGGUUCCCAGCCAGCGUCAACCAAACCGACCCUAAGGCCCAACCUACUGUCAUCACCACAAGGGUCAAUUGUGUGCAUUACUCUUAUUUUUAUCAUUCUUUAUUAUUUUGUAGAGCAGAAAUGUGUCUCUGGCCCUUUUUCACGGCUGUUUGGACAAAACUUUAAUAUGUGACACAUAGGACUUGAUGAUGUGGUGGCAUGGUGUUUUGUUGUGAGGGGGCUUACCUUUAGUACACUUAAGCAUCUCUUGUGUUAGGACGGUUUUGUGUGUGUGUGUGUGUGUGUGUGUGUGUGUGUGUGUGUGUGUGUGUGUGUGUGUGUGUGUGUGUGUGUGUGUGUGUGUGUGUGUGCGCGCCAAAGAUUUAACAACAGAACAAAACGACCGAGUGAUGCUUGGUUCUCAGUGGAAGGAAAGAAAUGGCCUCCCCAGCUCACUACUAUUAACUGUGUAACAACAAACAAAAGGCUAAAGGCAGCGCGGUGUCCUGCACUGCCAUCACAGGUCUCACACUGCUCUCUCACACCCACUCAUGCUUGUGGAGGCCACAGAGCUCUUGCCACAGUCAAUAUUAGCCAUUACGUGUGCAGGCUGUAGAGAAGCCUCACACUGAUGUUAACGGGAGACACAAUAAUUUCUUUGUUAUAUAUGUAAAUAUUCUCUGUUUGUCUCAUUCUUUCACUGCGUGUAUGUUUUAUAAUAUAACUGUAAACACUCACUUCACUCUAUAUUUAAAUUUGUUUAGGUUUGACUGACAUAUGGUUAGUGUUAAGAAACUAUAUACCGAAUACCCAAUCGUUCAAAUUUAAUGUGGUAAUCCUGGAUUCUCUAGAUCAUUGUUGUAUUAAUUAGAUUUAGUUGCUAUUUGCUUUUGGUUUUAAUUUUCUGGCAUUUUAUCCUGAUUCUGUUAUAAUCGGAAGCAGCUAUGAGGGAGGUCAAUACACACAAAGUAAAUGUGUUUUAUAGGCCCCUAAGCGCAAAACCAGGUUCAUUAAGAACUGUUUUUUCCAGUUUGGUGUGGAAGAACUUGAUUGGCCUGCAAAGAGCCCUUCCAAUGGGAUGAACUAGAACCCUGAAUGUGAGCCAGACCUUCCGCCACCCAACAUCAGUGCUGCUACUCACUGAUGCUGUGACAGCAGACAGCAUGGGAUCAAAUCCCUGCAACCAGGUUCCAGGUAACAGGCUGUAAUAGAAGCAGUUUAGUGCUAUGUAGUCUCACAUUGCCAGACCUAUUGCCACAGCGCUGUGAAGUAAAGGCUGUCUCUACCACACACACAUUCCAGGAUAGGAGAUUAAAAAAAAAAGUCACUGGGUUGUUUGAUUUUUCUUUAAACCAAUCACAAUCAGUCUUGGGCGGUGCUAAGCUCCAAACGCAGCAACGGUGCCUCUGCAAAAUAGUCUCAAGAAGGAACUUGUUUUGA